UAAAAUCACAGUCGAGUAAAGGCACCCAAUAAUCUGCAGAGAUAAAAGAGGCAGCUGUGAUUCUGAGAGCUUAUAUUGUCCAAGGCACCACACAAGUAGUGUACAGUUCAUAUUAAAUAUAUUACACCUGGAGUUUUAAACAUUAGCUCAAAAAGCUUUUCAGCUACCAUGGAGCCUGCUGGCUCGAACAGUUUGGAAUACUUUUCUAAUGCAAUGACUGUCCAGGAUGCCUUUACUGUGAUGAGAACUUACCACCUGGCAUCAAUGCUAGAAAAUUGCCUAUACAAUGCAAAAUGCACUAAACUCCAUUGCACAAAAAUCCUUGUGCCUAAAGGACUUCUCACAAGAGUGGCACAGGAGAUUCUCAAAUUCUCUUUUACUGAGCCCUGUGGACUACGAGGAUGUAUUCUUCAUGUGAAUUUAGAAUGUGGCCACAAGCAUUUAGCGCUAGGUACAUUAGCGUAUGACUCCACGGUUGAACCUACUUUUGAAGUGACCUUGGUUUUAAAGCGUGAAAGUCAAUUAUUGGACCAUUUCAGUGAUUUUCUUAUCCCUGGAACUUGGUUUCCAAGUCUGUUCAGAGGCAUCUUAAAACUAAGUCCGAAGUUCUUGCUUACUAAAAACUCAUUAUAUUUUUCAGUUGGUGGAAGUGAAGAUUGCUAGUCAGGCCUAGCUUCCUAUUCCUAAGGAUAGUUACCUGACUUUUAUUGAUUGUGAAUACGUUGUUAGUAUUUGUAAUCUGCAAUAUCUCAAAUUUACGCGGAGCUCUAAAGAGAGAUUUAAGUUAAGUAGCAUUGUUAGAAAUACCAUUGUUUUUGCAGUUUUCAAGACUAUAUGCAAGUCUCAUCUUAAUAUACAGGUAUGGGAUCCCUUUUCCAGAAAGCUCUGAUUUAGAGGAUGGUUUUCUUUUUCUCUGCAGUAA
Molecule: messenger RNA, 922 nt
Organism: Xenopus tropicalis (tropical clawed frog)
Lineage: Eukaryota; Metazoa; Chordata; Amphibia; Anura; Pipidae
Gene: ddit4l
Product: DNA damage inducible transcript 4 like
Exons: 2
Coding region: 169-663 (164 amino acids)
Biological process (GO): negative regulation of signal transduction
Cellular component (GO): cytoplasm
Source: RefSeq, a predicted model, not a curated record